UCGGACAUUUUGUUAUAAAUUCAUUUCCGUGUCCGGUGGCGGUCCUUUCCUGUCUACGGCCUUUGGAAGAUGGCGGUGCAGAUCUCCAAGAAGAGGAAGUUCGUCUCAGACGGUAUCUUCAAGGCCGAGCUGAACGAGUUCCUGACUCGCGAGCUCGCCGAGGAUGGUUACUCCGGAGUGGAGGUGCGUGUGACUCCGACCAGGACUGAGAUCAUCAUCCUGGCUACAAGGACCCAGAAUGUUCUGGGAGAGAAGGGCCGUCGGAUCAGAGAGCUGACCGCAGUGGUCCAGAAGAGGUUCGGCUUCCCUGAGGGCAGCGUGGAGGUAGGGGAGCUUUUCAGGAAGAAUGUCAACUCAAAUCCUUGAACGCACGAAGAGACCGAGUAUUUUAAUAAGUGUUUUAAUAUAAC
This is a messenger RNA of Paralichthys olivaceus (Japanese flounder), 410 nucleotides long. Lineage: Eukaryota; Metazoa; Chordata; Actinopteri; Pleuronectiformes; Paralichthyidae. The record is from RefSeq and is a predicted model, not a curated record.